AUGCCUCGACACUCGAAACCUUCUGAGCUCGCCCUGCAGAACGGCAACGGCCCACAGAACGGCGUCCAGCCUGGUCCGAACAGCAGCCCUAUGAAUCUGCAGGGGGUCGACUUGGGCUCAUUUGGAGGCGGCUUUGAGCACGACGUCGCUGCCGGCUUGACGCCUCUACCUGCCCAGCCACAGUCAUCGCCCGGCUCACCGCGCUCGGCGGCACACAACAGAGACCCCUCCAAAAACUUUUUGAGCAACUUCAAGAGCCGUAUAUCGCCGGAGCAAGAGCAGAAACAGAAGAAAGACUCGCGGCAAGGGAGUCACGAGGAUGAUGAGUGUAGGCCUGGGACCAGCAGCAUGUCGAAGAUAUACCAUCUGCGGAAGAACCCAGGGAGUACGCCGGAGUUGAGUUUGGUGGGCAGUCAGGACAAUGUCCAUAAGGAUACAACAGAUGCAAACGAGAAGCCACCGUUACCAGGCCCGCGACCGCAACCGACACCUCACCACAGCGAAGACAGCACGACCAGCGGCAAGCGAAAGGACAAUAGCAAACCGUUCCGCAUCGGCAUCACACGAUCCAAAUCAAUACGAAGAGACUCAGACUCAAAGACCAGACCCAAGACCAACGGCAAAGACUCGUUCGAACAGCAAGCACCUCCCAACACCGCACCACUGCAGUCAGAUUGGCCCGGGUCGGAGUCAAGAAUGUUGGGCAAGAAUCAAGAGAAGGACAAACGCGGCAAGUCCGCCGAGCGCGCACCAGCCAGCGACAGCCAGGAGAACUUGGCUCGGCCAGGCAGAGAUCACAAGCCCAACGCUUUCAAGGCGGGCGGCAAGAACGCCCUGUCCAAGGCCAGGACUGGCGGCGGCAACCUGUUGAACCGCCUCGGCAAGAUUGGUCGUAGCACCAGCAGCAACGAGAAAGAGAUCCCAGACCAUGAGUACCAGUUCAAAGUCAUCAACCAACCAUUGGUCGAGCAGACUCGCAUGACUCGAAUCAGCAAGGAGCUUUCUGGCUGUCGCGACAAGACUGAGUAUUGGAUGCCAGCUCUACCAUGGCGGUGCAUUGACUUCUUGAAUUCCAACUGCGAACAGGAAGGCCUGUACCGCGUUCCUGGCAGCGGCUUUCAUGUCAAGACUUGGCAACGCCGCUUCGACACCGAGCUCGACAUCGACCUCCUGUCCACCGAAGUCCUCGACCCGAACGAGAUUGCCAGUGUGCUCAAAGCAUGGCUGCGAGAGCUACCCACCGAAAUCAUGCCACAGAGCUUGCAGAGGGAGCUGGCAAUAGAGAUGGAGAAGGUGAACCCAAAGUUCAAGAAUGUCGGCGAAUCGGCACCGCAAGUACUUCGAGACGCACUCUCUGACCUGCCGCCGUUCAACUACUACCUGCUCUUCGCCAUCACUUGCCACCUCUCCCUCCUGCUCACCAACAAGGACAAGAACAAGAUGGAUCUCCACAAUCUGGCAGUCUGUGUUCAACCUUGCCUGUACCUCGAUCGCUGGCUGUUCAACUAUCUUGUCGGUGACUGGCGGCACUGCUGGCAGGGAUGCUACACGGAGAAGGAGUACCUCAAAGUCGAGGAGAGAGUGGAGGCUGGACUCGAUCCAGAAGUGCAUUCCGAGUCUGAGCUUGGCGACGAGCGGUCCUUGUCCUCUACCGCCUGGGCUACGACGAUCGACGAUGGCAGAUCGGAGGCUGUAUCCGUCGACGACCGCGCCAUCAGCAGCGGCACUGGAAGCACAGCCAGCAAGCCAACUACGAGCUCACGCGACAACGCGGAGAACUUUCAGUCAGACAGCAAGAAGCCCAUGAACUACAUGGCACCCGGCGCGAAAGUCUACUCGAACGGCGCAGUCGGUCUUGGCAUCAACGAGGAGCCUAAGCGCCCACGCACGGCCGACCAACGCAACGCUCCUGAGGAAGGCAUGAAGGGUGGCCAGACCAAGAGCCGCUCCAACAGCACCACGCCCAAGGUUGGACACAACCGCAGCCGAAGCGACCUGCCAGCCACGCCUGUCAAGACCCAUGCGAACGCUGACUGGUCCAAUCCCGUGCGUCCAUCUUGA
Molecule: messenger RNA, 2061 nt
Organism: Zasmidium cellare ATCC 36951
Lineage: Eukaryota; Fungi; Ascomycota; Dothideomycetes; Mycosphaerellales; Mycosphaerellaceae
Exons: 3
Coding region: 1-2061 (686 amino acids)
Biological process (GO): regulation of GTPase activity; signal transduction
Cellular component (GO): cytoplasm
Source: RefSeq, a predicted model, not a curated record